AUGGUGAAGCAGACCAUCCAGAUUUUCGCCAGGGUGAAGCCCACUGUUCGGAAGCAGCCACAAGGGAUUUAUUCCAUAGAUGAAGAUGAAAAAUUAACACCUAGCUUGGAAAUUAUCUUACCUCGUGAUUUGGCAGAUGGGUUUGUGAAUAAUAAGCGAGAGAGCUACAAAUUUAAAUUUCAAAGGAUUUUCGAUCAAGAUGCAAACCAAGAGACCGUUUUUGAAAACAUUGCCAAACCAGUCGCUGAGAGCGUCCUGGCUGGUUACAAUGGCACCAUCUUUGCAUACGGGCAAACAGGCAGCGGUAAGACCUUCACCAUCACGGGAGGGGCGGAGCGCUACAGCGACAGGGGCAUCAUCCCAAGGACGCUGUCCUACAUUUUUGAGGAACUGCAAAAGGACAGCAGCAAAAUAUAUACAACGCACAUUUCUUAUUUGGAAAUCUACAAUGAAUGUGGUUAUGAUCUAUUGGAUCCAAGACAUGAAGCCUCCAGUUUGGAAGAUUUGCCGAAGGUGACAAUACUGGAGGACCCUGAUCAGAACAUUCACCUGAAAAACCUGUCUCGUCAUCAGGCGACCACGGAGGAAGAAGCUCUGAAUCUGCUCUUCUUAGGAGACACCAACAGAAUGAUUGCGGAGACUCCUAUGAACCAAGCUUCAACUCGUUCCCACUGCAUUUUCACUGUUCAUUUGUCAAGCAAAGAACCAGGCUCUGCAACUGUCCGACAUGCCAAACUUCACCUGGUGGACCUGGCGGGCUCCGAGCGAGUCGCCAAGACUGGAGUAGGGGGCCUGCUUCUAACAGAGGCCAAGUAUAUCAACCUGUCUCUGCAUUACUUAGAACAGGUCAUCAUCGCCCUUUCGGAAAAGCACCGCUCGCACAUCCCCUACCGGAACUCCAUGAUGACCAGCGUCCUGAGGGACAGCCUGGGCGGGAACUGCAUGACCACCAUGAUCGCGACGCUCUCUCUGGAGAAGAGGAACAUCGACGAGUCCAUAUCCACCUGCAGAUUUGCACAGCGGGUGGCGCUCAUAAAGAAUGAAGCUGUUCUUAAUGAAGAAAUUGACCCCAGAUUGGUGAUUGCGCGCCUGCAGAAGGAGGUCCAGGAGCUGAGGGACGAGCUGGCCCUGGCCACGGGGGAGCCGAGGACAGAGGCGCUCACAGAGGCGGAGCUGCUGCAGUUGGAAAAACUAAUAGCAUCCUUUUUGGAAGACCAGGAUCCGGAGAGUAGACUGGAGGUUGGCGCCGAUAUGCGUAAAAUUCAUCACUGUUUCCAUCACUUAAAGAAACUACUGAACGGCCAGAAGGGCCUCGGGACGAGCACCGUGUCCUCCGAAAUCAAAGACCAGGGCUGCCAAGAACCGCUCAAAGAGGAAGAGUUCAGAAAGCUGCGGGAUGUCCUGCAGCAGAGAGAUAACGAGAUCAAUAUUCUGGUUGGUAUGUUAAGGAAGGAGAAGAAGAAAGUCCAGGACGCCCUCCGCUUCCCCGGCAAGGAGAGGAGCGACUCCCGGCACGCUCCGAGCCCGCCCUGCGUGCCCGGGAGCCCCGACGGUGCCGGGGCACUGCCGCCCCCAGCACCCACACAGGGCCGGGACCCCGACACUCUCAGACACAGGUCCGGCCUGCUCCACAGAAAAACAGGGAUGAGAGAGGAAAUGUCAUUAGGACGCCAGGAGGCGUUUGAAAUCUUCAAGAGGGACCACGCUGACAGCAUUACCAUCGAAGACAACAAACAGAUUCUGAAACAGAGAUUUUCUGAAGCAAAGGCCCUGGGAGAAAAUAUAAAUGAAGCAAGAAGUAAAAUUGGUCACCUGAAGGAAGAAAUCACCCAGCGGCACCUGCAGCAAGCAGCUCUAGGCAUCUCGGAAAACACCACUGUGCCCUUGGCGCCAGACCCGCUGGAGGAGGGGCUGCGGUCAGAGCUGGAGGAAGAGAAGAGAAGGUAUAAAACGAUGUUCACGCGCCUGAAGGCCCUGAAGGUGGAGAUCGAGCACCUGCAGCUGCUCAUGGAGAAGGCCAAGGUGAAGCUGCAGAAGGAGUUUGAGGCCUGGUGGGCAGAGGAGGCCAGCAGCCUGCAGGUGAACUCUCCAGCUGGGAAUUCACUGAGUCACACACAGCCACUCCCCCCGAGGCCUGAGUCCCAGCACGAAAGGCCCCCACUUCUCUCCAACACAAGUGACGUGAAUGCCAGGAAAAUCCUGCCCUCGCCUUGCCCCAUCCUGCACAGCUGGGAGCAGACGGGCCCUCGUGCCUCCCUGGAUGACAGCAUCCCUGAGAGGCCAGUGUCAUCCGUCCCUCUCACUGGAGACAGCCAGACGGACUCGGACAUCCUGGCAUUCAUCAGGGCCAGAGAGGCCGUCCUGCAGAAGAAAUGUUUCCAGUAAGUGUCCAGCAAGAACGGAGGACAGAUGCAGGCGCCUCCCCUCACUCGCCUGGCUCCAGAAGUGACCUGCUGGGAGCAACUAGUGACUGAUUUCAAUGGAGGAGACUGUGCUUCUUUAGGGAGGGUGGCCCUGUGGCUGUCGUGAGGCUGGGGCCGCCUUGCCUGUGGGUGCUGAGCUGCUGGCAGGCCAGGCAACGCCAGGGUGCUGGGACAGGGCAGGGCCUGCAGCUCACUCACAGGCAAUGGCAACCCUUUUAGAUUAUGAAGUAGUGCCACCAGAAUGUCGCGCCAGGGACAUCACACUGGUGGAAUGGGGGGAAAUAAUAGUCAUUUUCAACUAUUCACCAGCCCACUCCCCUGCCCAGCCCCUGGUGUACAAGCCCAGGAAUGGCUAGGGUGGGCCGGGCAGCAGGUUGGAGCCAAAGGCAGGGCAGUGGAAGGCAGGGCAUCUUGAUGGCCAGUUCAAAUCUCAGACCAAACCCUACACCGUCGCCCCGAUGCCCAAGAUGACCUGUAGGCCUGAAUGAACUGUGUGUCCAAGGAGCUGUUUACCCUGCAAGGUCAAAGUAUAUCGAAGCACCCAGAGAGCCGCGGACGGCUCCCAGGGGCUCCACAGUGUGGACACCUUGGGGCACUGCUAGAUUUGGGCCGAAACUCCCACUCUCACCCGGGGGUCUUGUCUCAGUGAGCCCCCCAGCACUCCAGGCCCUGACUCCUGAUGCAGAGCCAGCAGAAGGUGAGCCGCUCCUGUUCUCUGUUCCAUGGAUACAGGACCUCGACACCCUGGAGAGCGAGCAGAGAGAAUACACUUAUUUCCCUCCUUCUCAGGACCAGGUAAAGGGAUCGUGCAGAAGAUAGAUCCUUUUAUUUAUUUAUUUUUU
Messenger RNA from Miniopterus natalensis, 3265 nucleotides. NCBI's taxonomy places the organism in Eukaryota, Metazoa, Chordata, Mammalia, Chiroptera, Miniopteridae. The record is from RefSeq and is a predicted model, not a curated record.